Metarhizium brunneum ARSEF 3297 is the source of this 3228-nucleotide messenger RNA. It is a transcript of the gene cyt-20, whose product is annotated as Valine--tRNA ligase. Gene Ontology annotation, cellular component: cytosol. Gene Ontology annotation, biological process: valyl-tRNA aminoacylation. NCBI's taxonomy places the organism in Eukaryota, Fungi, Ascomycota, Sordariomycetes, Hypocreales, Clavicipitaceae. The record is from RefSeq and is a predicted model, not a curated record. Gene Ontology annotation, molecular function: ATP binding; aminoacyl-tRNA deacylase activity; valine-tRNA ligase activity.
AUGGCAAGCAAUAGCGCGAGAGGAGGCCCCGUUGGGGCAAACGAGGGAGCCGAAACCCCCAAGCCAGCGGCGCAGACCACCGUUCCUGAUAUUGGAGCACCUCGGGCUGCCGAUGGAGCUCCUAAAGAGAAAUCGGAAAAGGAUUUGGAAAAGGAGCGCAAGAAGGCUGAAAAGGCUGCUAAGAUAGAAGCCAAAAAAGCGAAGGCCGCUCAGAUGGCCGCAAACGCCGCCAAUAAGGAGAAGAAAGCUAAGGAGAAGAAGGCAGAGGAAGCUGUUCCUCCCUAUGUCGAGGACACCCCCGCCGGCGAGAAGAAGCGCAUUCGACCGUUUGAGGACCCCAAUUUCAAGGCUUACGACCCUAUUGCUGUAGAAUCAGCGUGGUAUGACUGGUGGGAGAAAGAGGGCUUUUUCAAGCCAGAGUUCACGCCCGAUGGCAAGGUCAAGGAAGCUGGCAGCUUCGUUAUUGUUCAUCCGCCUCCAAACGUUACUGGAUCAUUGCACAUGGGUCACGCAUUAGGUGACUCCUUGCAGGAUCUUAUGAUUCGAUGGAACCGAAUGAAUGGGAAGACGACUCUGUGGCUCCCCGGAUGCGACCACGCGGGUAUCUCAACGCAGAGCGUUGUCGAAAAGAUGCUCUGGAGGAAAGAGGGAAAGACUAGACACGAUCUCGGCCGGACCAAGUUCGUUGAGACUGUCUGGGAAUGGAAGGAAGAGUACCACAAGCGCAUCAACAAGGCCUUGACACAUAUGGGCAGUUCAUUUGAUUGGAGUCGCGAGGCCUUUACAAUGGAUGCUAAUCUUUCUGCUGCUGUCGCCGAAACUUUUGUCCGGCUGCAUGAAGAAGGUAUCAUCUACAGAGCUAACCGGCUUGUCAACUGGUGCACACAUCUGAAUACCGCACUCUCCAACCUAGAAGUCGAAAACAAGGAACUCACCGGACGGACUCUCCUUGAUGUACCAGGGUACGAAAAAAAGGUUGAGUUUGGCGUCAUCGUUCACUUCAAAUACCCCAUUGAGGGCUCAAACGAGACUGUUGAGGUAGCCACAACCCGUAUUGAGACCAUGCUUGGUGAUACCGGGAUUGCUGUCCAUCCUAAUGAUGCUCGCUACAAGCACCUCGUGGGCAAGAAUGCUGUGCAUCCUUUUAUUCCUGACCGAAAAUUGCCCAUCGUCGCUGAUGAGUACGUCGACAUGGAGUUCGGAACUGGUGCCGUCAAAUUGACCCCUGCUCAUGACCCUAACGAUUUUAACUUGGGACAAAAGCACCAUCUCGAGUUUAUCAACAUUCUCACCGACGAUGGUUUGAUGAAUGAGAAUGCUGGUCUAUACAAGGGUCAGAAGCGUUUCGAUGUCCGUUAUUCUAUCCAAGAUGCUCUGAAGGAGAAGGGCUUGUACGUUGACAAGAAGGAUAAUGCAAUGAAGGUACCACUGUGUGAAAAGUCAAAGGAUGUCAUCGAGCCCCGUAUGAAGCCUCAAUGGUGGGUUCGCAUGAAGGAGCUUACUGGACCAGCUUUAGAAGUUGUUAGAGAGGGCAAGAUCAAGAUCAGACCCGACACUGCGGAGAGAAGCUACUUUAGGUGGCUUGAGGAUAUUCAGGAUUGGUGUAUCAGUAGACAAUUGUGGUGGGGUCAUCGAUGCCCCGUCUACUUUGCCAAUAUUGAAGGCGUCGCCAAGGAUACUGCAGACGACAAGCUUUGGUUCUCUGGACGAACUCGCGAGGAGGCGGAGAAGAAGGCUGCGGCCGCCCUGCCAGGCAAGAAGUUCACCCUCGAACAGGAUGAGGAUGUUCUCGACACUUGGUUUUCCUCUGGGCUCUGGCCCUUCAGCACCCUGGGUUGGCCUAACAAUACCCAUGAUUUGGACACCUUGUACCCUACCACUGUCCUUGAGACCGGCUGGGAUAUUCUAUUCUUCUGGAUUGCCCGUAUGAUCACUCUGGGUUUGAAGAUGACCGGAAAGAUUCCAUUCAGCGAGGUCUACUGCCACAGUCUUGUCCGUGACUCUGAGGGUAGAAAGAUGAGCAAGAGUCUGGGUAAUGUCAUUGAUCCCCUGGAUGUUAUCUCUGGUAUCAAGCUGGAGGACCUGCACCAGAAGCUUUACCAAGGAAAUCUUCAUCCCAGUGAAGUUGAGAAGGCAACCAAGUACCAGAAAACUGCCUUCCCUGAUGGCAUUCCACAGUGUGGCGCUGACGCUCUUCGUUUCACCAUGAUUAAUGCCAGCACUGGUGGUGGUGAUAUCAAUUUGGAUGUGAAGGUUAUCCAUGGAUACCGCAAGUUCUGUAACAAAAUUUUCCAAGCCACCAAGUAUGUUCUAGGCAGCCUGCCUAAGGACUUUGCCCCUGCCGCAGACGGCGUUAUCCGAGGCAAGACCUUGGCCGAGCGAUGGAUUCUUCACAAGAUGAACAGUGCUGCUAGAGAUUUGAACGUCGCAAUUGCUGACAGAGAGUUCCAAAAAUCUACCAACAUCAUCUACAAGUACUGGUAUGCAGAGCUUUGCGAUGUCUACAUUGAAAACUCAAAAGCCAUCAUCCGAGACGGCACCGAGGAAGAGCGCCAGUCUGCUCUUCAGACUCUGUAUACCGCUUUGGAGUGGGCUUUGACACUUAUUCACCCGUUCAUGCCUUACAUUACAGAAGAGAUGUGGCAAAGAAUGCCCCGCCGACCUGGUGACAACACGAAGUCCAUCAUGGUUUCCAAGUAUCCUCAGUAUAGCCCUGCACUGGAUGACCCCGAGUCCGAGUCUGCGUAUGAGCUCGUUCUGGCCGCUACAAAGGCAACCAGAUCACUCAUGUCGGAGUACUCGCUCAAGGAGAAUGCCGAAGUCUUUGUCCAAGCGUACAACGAGGCCGCUUUGAAGACAUGCAACGCCGAAGUUGCAUCAAUCAAGUCCCUUAGCGGCAAGAGUGUCAAGACCAUGCACGUAAUUGGGCCGGAUGCUCCCCGCCCUGCUGGAUGCGUCGCUUACCCCGUUUCCACUUCUGUUGCCGUCUUCUUGCACGUCAAGGGCCGUGUUGAUAUGGAUGCAGAGAUAUCCAAGGCCCAGAAGAAGCUAGAGAAGGCCAAGAUGAGCAUCCAGAAGCAGGAGAAGAUUCUGUUUGACCCUGGCUACAUAGAGAAGGUCUCUGCGGCUGUUCGUGAGGGAGACGAGCAGAGACUGGCAGAUGCUAAACAGGAGGCUAUCAGUUUUGAGGAGACUAUCAAGCAAUGUGAGCAGCUCAAGCUAGAGUAA